GCGAUCCUGCGGUCGUUAUUGAUCUGUCAGUGAUGGCAGCGGCCCCGGGAGCCAUCGCGGCGGCGAUGGUCUCCGCCGGUUCUGUCCGCUCGGCGCGCUGCUUGAGAGCAAUCGGGCGCGCCACUGCUGCUGUCCACGUAGGAUGUUCAUCGCCGGGAUGCUGCCACGUGGCGUCGCUUGGCCUGAGCUCGAAGCGCUGCUCCUUCAUGGCCACCGGCUUGACACGUGUCUUAGCCGGCAAAGCCCGCGGACUUUGCCUUUGGAGCGCCGAUCCCCGCCUAUCGCUAGAAGAGGGGGCUUGGCAGAGUGAAGUUCACAGCAGCAGCAGCAGCAGCAGAAGGAGCAGGAGUAGAGGUCAGGCAGUGGCUGCUGCAAAGCCAAAGCCACAGAACAGAAGACGGCUUAGGAAAGGUCGGGCUCGGGAUGAAGCGGUUGGGAUCCCGACUGAUACGCCGGUAUCGGGCGACAAGAAUAAGACGGCCAGCGAAGAGGUGGCAGAUCUGCCAUCGAUGAUGCCGACGUGGCCAUCUGAGCCGUUGGAUGGGCUCAGGAGGCUCAGGAGCUCAUCAUCGUCUGAGCCGUUGGAUGGUAGGGGGCUCUCCUUCUCUUCAGGGAGGCUAAUAGCUCCCAGUGACAAGAAGGAUUUUGAUAGGCUGCAGCUGCCGGACAUGCAUCUCCCUUACAAUGAGGAUGAUGAUGAUGAUGACGAUGAUGAUGAUGAUGAUGAUGAUGAUGAUGAUGAUGGGUUUGCGAGAAAUCUGGCUAUGGCGCAGGCAGGAGGAGGAAGAAGAAAAAGGAGACAAGAAGAUGGGGAAGAAGAGAAGAAAGGAAACAUAAGAGGAGCAGCAGAUGAGAUGGCAACGAAGACCGGAGAGGAUGACGUGGCAGCAGGGGAGCUGCCCACAUUCAGUAGGGAGCGGAUCUUGGGGGCGUGCACAAUCACCUCGGGAGCUAUGGCUGUUGCAGGUCUCAUAGGUCGUCAGGUGUCUCAUUGGGCAGCUUUGAAGCCCUCCAAUGUCCAUUUACAUGAUUGCAUCACACUGAUGCCCUUUAAUUUCUCCCUAUUACAUACUGUGGAGGCUCUUGGCCUCGCCAUAGCUGUAUCGGUUUGCAGGGAGCUGGUAUUGUCCUUAUGGCCGGAAUUUCGAGACGCAUCCGAGAGAUCCAACAAACAGGUGCUGAGUCCGCUGGCGUCCUGGGACCUGGUUGUUGUCUCCUUUCUUCCGGGAUUUGGUGAGGAGGUCCUGUUCCGCGGAUUCCUUCUUCCAGCAGUGCAGGCUGAUUGGCCUGGAAUUCUUCUGACUGGCGCAGUGUUUGGCUUUCUUCACAUCAGCGGCGGACGGAACAUCUCAUCCGCAAUCUGUGUUUCCACUUGUUCUUUGACGUUUGCCAAGCUGAUUCCACUGUUGUCGUAGUCAGGGUAGUCAGGUUAGUUCAAUACAAUCUAAUCAGUCUACAGGAGAGAUAGCUUGGACUUCGUGCAACUCUGAAGGUCUGGAAAUGGAUCAGUCUAAAUCAGUCUUAGACUUGUUUAGUCAGUCUUCUUUGUAAAUUCACAAACUGAGACGUUUAGUCAGUCUUCUUUGUAAAUUCACAAACUGUCUCAGUUUGUCUUUCUACUUAGGCCCCUUCCUGGUCUAGGUUGAGUUAUUUACGGGUCGGACUGGUUCCAGCUGCAUUCACAUCCUCUGCUUACAUUUCCCUUUUGUCCAGCUAUAUGCUAUUAUGCGUGCAGGGCAUUCAUUCCUGACUUCUAUAUUCUUUGAAAUUCAAAAUUUCAAAGAAUAUAAUAUAUAAUAUAUAAUAUAUAUUGUAUUGUUGUGUACCUAGAGAAAGAGGAAAUUUGGUUAUCUCACCCUUCUCACGCAUCAGCCGUGGGGGCAAGCUGGGCGCCAAAGUAGGUUGGAGAUUUUGCGGAAGGCCGUGGGAUGAGAGCGAUCUGUGGCUGGGAGUUCGGGCUAAGGGUUUCGUCAACGAAGUGUUCGCUGCGCACCAGCGAACGAGAGAAUGAAAGGAGGAAACAGAG
This is a messenger RNA of Chara braunii, 2026 nucleotides long. The record is from the annotation of a GenBank genome assembly. Lineage: Eukaryota; Viridiplantae; Streptophyta; Charophyceae; Charales; Characeae.